CUAUAAACCAACCAAAACAAAACAAAUACCAGUAAUAUUUGAGCAGUCAUGGAACCACCUAACGAUGCUGAGCCGGGGAAAACUGACGCUGGAGCUACUACCGACCUUCAGCCGCAUCCCCCACCUCAGAAUAGUUAUAUGAAUCUCAGCCAUGACGGAAGGUAUAGACAAUACAACCUUUCCGGCACUAUCUUCGAAGUCACGGCAAAGUAUAAGCCACUGAUCAUGCUUCUUGGCAGAGGUGCUUCGGGCAUCGUUUGGUCGGCUAUAAACUCAGAGACCAAUGAGAAGGUAGCAAUAAAGAAAAUCACGCAUGCAUGUAGAAACCAAAGCACUGCAAUGAGAACUCUCCGUGAAAUCACGCUUCUUCGUCAGUUACAGCAUGAAAACAUUGUCGGAAUCAAAGACGUAGUAUUACCUCCUCAGAGAGAUGCUUUUGAAAAUGUUUACAUUGCUUAUGAAUUGAUGGACACUGACCUUCAUAAAGUCAUAAAUUCCAAUCCAGAACUAACCGACUAUCAUCACCAGUAUUUCAUGUAUCAGUUACUGCGUGGAUUAAAGUACAUUCAUUCAGCCAAUGUGUUACAUAGAGAUUUAAAACCGAGCAAUAUCCUCUUGAAUGCGAACGGUGAAUUAAAGAUUUGUGAUCUCGGGCUUGCUCGUGUGGCUUCAGACGCAAUGACUGAGUAUGUUGGCACAAGAUGGUACCGUGCACCAGAGCUUCUCUUGAACUCUUCUGCUUAUACCUCAGCUAUAGAUGUUUGGUCUGUUGGCUGUAUAUUCUUUCAGAUGCUGACUCGCACACCCCUCUUCCCUGGAGGAAAUCGUGAUCAUCAGCUUCGUUUGAUUCUGGAGUUGAUAGGCUCUCCAACAGAAGAUGACAUUGGAUCUUUGAAUGAAAGUGCUAAGCAAUACUUAAGGACGUUUCCUCGUUUUGAUCGCCAAUCUUUCUUUGUAAAGUUCCGAGAGGUGUCUUUCUCGGCUCUUUCGUUGUUGGAGAAGAUGCUCAAGUUUGAUCCUAGAAAGAGAAUCUCAGUUGAGGAUGCACUUGCUGAUCCAUAUAUCCAAACGAUGCAAAACUACAUUAGCUAUGAACCAGUGUGCACGAAUCUCAUUGACUUCGAUUCUGAGGAACAUCCACUCACAGUGAAGCAGAUUAAGGAGCUGAUCUACGAUGAAGCCCUAGCUUUUAAUCACGAUUUCCUAGCUUUCAACCCUGAACCAGCAACAGUUGAGAAGGAACAGUGA
Molecule: messenger RNA, 1248 nt
Organism: Brassica oleracea var. oleracea
Lineage: Eukaryota; Viridiplantae; Streptophyta; Magnoliopsida; Brassicales; Brassicaceae
Product: mitogen-activated protein kinase homolog MMK1-like
Exons: 6
Coding region: 49-1248 (399 amino acids)
Biological process (GO): intracellular signal transduction; protein phosphorylation
Cellular component (GO): nucleus; cytoplasm
Molecular function (GO): protein serine/threonine kinase activity; ATP binding
Source: RefSeq, a predicted model, not a curated record